AUGACUCCUUGGGAAAAUUGGAAUAAAGUAUUAAAAUCCCCAAAGACUGUUUUAGCUCCAAUGGUAGAUGGAAGUGAGUUAGCUUUUCGGCUUAUUUGUAAAAAAUAUGGUUGUGAUUUGGGGUAUUCUCCUAUGUAUCAUUCUGGGUUAUUUUCUAAACUUCAAAGCUAUAGAGAAUCAAAUUUUCAGACAUGUAUGGAGGAUGACCCAAUGAUAGUUCAGUUUUGUGGAAAUGAUCCGGAAACUUUGAUAAAGGCUUCAAAGUUUAUUGAUGAUAAAGUUAAAGGUAUAGAUAUAAAUUUUGGGUGCCCACAAAAUAUUGCAAAAAGAGGAAAUUAUGGUGCAUUUUUACUUUCAAAUCCAGAUUUAAUGGAGAGGAUCAUUUCAGCUAUGUCAGGAAGUGGUUUGAAAUGCCCAAUAUCAUGCAAAAUAAGAAUACUUGAUCAUCAUGAUUUACAAUCAACUGUUAAUUUAAUAAAAAGGUUAGAAUCUGCUGGUGCUUAUAUGAUAGCUGUACAUGGAAGAACAAUGAAUUCUAGAGGAGUACUUACAGGGCCUGCUAAUUGGGAAGCUCUAAGAAUUCUUAAAUCAAGGUGUUCAAUUCCUUUUAUUGCUAAUGGUGGGAUUUCUAAUUAUGAAGAUAUUCAAAAAUGCUUAGAAUAUACAGGGGCUGAUGCAGUAAUGAGUGCUGAAGGCAUUUUAGAGAACCCAUGGUUAUUUCAAGGUUUUAAAGCUCCAGAAACUAUUAAAAAUAAACCAUCACAAUUUCAAAUUGCACUUGAGUAUUUGGAUUAUUGCAUACUUUAUCCACCUCCAAAUGUGGGAAUUAUUCGAACACAUCUUUAUAGGAUUUUCCACACUAUAUUUACUCUUCCAGGUGCUCAUGUAUUUAGGGAUGAAAUUAAUAAUUCACAUCAAUUACACGAAUUUCAGAUCUUUAUUCGGAAUCUUGAAAAUUUCUACAUAUCCAAAAUUACCAACGAAUUGAGAGACUAUUCAGGAGCAAUUCCUCAAAUCGGAUUCUGGUAUAUUAGACAUCGUAAUGACAAGCUUAACCAUAAUGUUACAAAAGAACUUAUUUCAAUCUAUAAUUAUCAACAAUACAAACUUCCUAGCAUUCUCCAAUUUAAUGAAUCUGAAAUGACUGAUGUAAAAAUUUCAAAUAACCUGGAAAUUCAGUCAAAUGAUGAGAUUUCCAAUCUUUUUUCACUUUAUGAUUCUUAA
Molecule: messenger RNA, 1224 nt
Organism: Cryptosporidium ubiquitum
Lineage: Eukaryota; Apicomplexa; Conoidasida; Eucoccidiorida; Cryptosporidiidae
Product: tRNA dihydrouridine synthase
Exons: 1
Coding region: 1-1224 (407 amino acids)
Biological process (GO): tRNA processing
Molecular function (GO): flavin adenine dinucleotide binding; tRNA dihydrouridine synthase activity
Source: RefSeq, a predicted model, not a curated record